Molecule: messenger RNA, 2964 nt
Organism: Lepus europaeus (European hare)
Lineage: Eukaryota; Metazoa; Chordata; Mammalia; Lagomorpha; Leporidae
Gene: SNX6
Product: sorting nexin 6
Exons: 14
Coding region: 34-1257 (407 amino acids)
Biological process (GO): intracellular protein transport
Cellular component (GO): endosome
Molecular function (GO): phosphatidylinositol binding; dynactin binding
Source: RefSeq, a predicted model, not a curated record
CGCGCCUGCGCUGGCCCUCGCCUCGGAGCAGCCAUGAUGCAGGAAGGCCUGGACGACGGCCCCGACUUCCUCUCUGAGGAAGACCGCGGACUUAAAGCAAUAAAUGUAGAUCUUCAAAGUGAUGCUGCCCUGCAGGUGGACAUUUCUGAUGCUCUUAGUGAGAGAGAUAAAGUAAAAUUCACUGUGCAUACAAAGAGCUCGUUGCCAAAUUUUAAGCAGAAUGAAUUUUCUGUUGUUCGACAACAUGAGGAAUUUAUUUGGCUUCAUGAUUCCUUCGUUGAAAAUGAAGACUACGCAGGUUACAUAAUUCCACCAGCGCCACCAAGACCUGAUUUUGAUGCUUCACGGGAAAAACUACAAAAACUUGGAGAAGGAGAAGGUUCAAUGACAAAGGAAGAAUUCACAAAGAUGAAACAGGAACUGGAAGCUGAAUAUUUGGCAAUAUUUAAGAAGACAGUUGCAAUGCAUGAAGUGUUCCUAUGUCGGGUGGCAGCACAUCCUAUUUUGAGAAAAGAUUUAAAUUUCCAUGUCUUCUUGGAAUAUAAUCAAGAUUUGAGUGUUCGAGGAAAAAAUAAAAAAGAGAAACUUGAAGAUUUCUUUAAAAACAUGGUUAAGUCGGCAGAUGGAGUGAUUGUUUCUGGAGUAAAGGAUGUAGAUGAUUUCUUUGAGCAUGAACGAACAUUCCUUUUAGAAUAUCAUAAUCGGGUUAAGGAUGCAUCUGCUAAAUCUGAUAAGAUGACAAGAUCCCACAAAAGUGCUGCAGAUGAUUACAAUAGAAUUGGUUCUUCAUUGUAUGCUUUAGGAACUCAGGAUUCUACAGAUAUAUGCAAAUUUUUCCUCAAAGUUUCAGAACUGUUUGAUAAAACAAGAAAAAUAGAAGCACGAGUAUCUGCUGAUGAGGAUCUCAAACUUUCUGACCUUUUAAAAUAUUACUUGAGAGAAUCUCAAGCAGCUAAGGAUCUCCUCUAUCGAAGAUCACGGUCACUAGUGGAUUAUGAAAAUGCUAAUAAAGCACUGGAUAAAGCAAGGGCGAAAAAUAAAGAUGUUCUUCAAGCUGAAACUUCCCAACAAUUAUGUUGUCAGAAAUUUGAAAAAAUAUCUGAAUCUGCAAAACAAGAACUUAUAGAUUUUAAGACAAGAAGAGUCGCUGCAUUCAGGAAAAAUUUAGUGGAACUGGCAGAAUUGGAACUGAAGCAUGCAAAGGGUAACCUACAGUUGCUGCAGAACUGCCUGGCAGUGUUAAAUGGAGAUACAUAAGGCUUAUUCCACCUUCCUGCUAAAAAGGGCUGCCUUCCUUCCAAUUUUACUUUUUGUUUUCUUAAUGAUGUUAGCCAUUUAUGCUCACUGGAAACAACAACAAAAAAGCAGCUGAAAGUGCAUCUACUCUUCUUUUUCUGAAAAAGUCCAUAAGGGAGCAACACCACCGUGCACAGGUGAUGCCAGUCUGUGGUGUGUCCCUGCACUGUCUUCCCAGGGACAGUCAUCCAUCUUUGUGCGCUUGUCCUACUCAGAAGCCCAAAGUUCAGUCUUUUUAAAGUACUUUCUAUAACUGUGUUUAUUUUAUAAAUAGUAUUCCUUAUGGCUGCCAAUCUUAUUUACCUUUAAGUGAUUUCUGAAGUUUAACCCUUCCAAAAUACAUUGUCCAAACAAGACAGAGAUUGCCUUUCUUGAGUUUUUUUUAAAUUUUGUUUUAAAACACAUUGUAUACCACCUUGGUUCGUUCAUGUAUCCUGGCAAAGCAUCGUGAUCAUACUUAUUUUUAAUUAACAUUUCUUAGAAGUUUUGAGACAAACUUUAUGUAUCUUUAUAAGUAUGAUUUCUGAAGAAAAGCAAAUGCAUUAGUAUGUUUGCCUUAAACUUGUAGACUAAACCAAUUAUUGUAAAAUAACCAGCGAUAACAGUGAUAUUUUUAACUCUGUGGUCAUGGUAUCACUCUGAAAUCUGGAGUAGCUGUAAUAAAUCUACUCCUACGUUAUGCUUUACAGUGCAGGUUUUAGUUUUUCUUUUUUCUUACCUCUUUUAAAAUGGCAUAUUGAACCAAGUUCACCAUUCCCUCCACAAAAGAAGGAACUGCUCCUCUGUGUGUACUCCACAGAAGUAGGAACUGGGCAGGGCAGGUGAGAGAUGGCUGUUUCUGAAACAAGGAGCAGACAACAGUCUAUUUAGGUUUCCUGGAUUCCGUCCCUGGCCCGGUCAGUUAGAUAUGAGACACAGGCCGCCAGUCCACUCGGUAGUUACCAUGCCAGUGUGUAAAAUGGUACGUAGAGGGAAAGAGGUCUGCUAAAAGGAAUACACUUACCCGUAAGGGAAAAAGUAGAAUAUUUUGGAUAAAAUUUGGUAUAUGAUAGGAUACCAUUUGCCAGUAGUUAUAUUAAAAAUGUUAUUGGCCUUUCUAAUGUGAAUGAACAUUAUUGUCAUUCCUAGUUUUAAGUUAGAUUGAGUGCUUGGGUUUUUUUCACUCUUUGUCUAACUUUUCUCCCGUUUGGAAACCACAGGCAUGUGGGCUGGUCACCCCUUGGAUGGGUUCCUAAUUCGUUUACAUUGUCCCAAGCCGUUCUGAAGAAGGCCUGGUCUCGGUCUCAUCGCCAGUCGUGGUGAUCCCAGCCUUUCUCAGCAGCAUGUGCUCUCCAUGUCCUCUCGUGUGCUGGUCUAACUGACAUGUUCCCCAGUGCUGUUUGAACUGUUGGUUUUUCUCUUGGCUGAGAGAUCUGUGUGUUUUGUCCUUCAUGUAAUCUUCACUGGUAAAAAUACGCUCCUGCGAAGUCCAGCAGUGGGUGACCCAGGACUGAGGCCUGACUUCAGGAUUCAGACCCAGCCCCUUCGCCUUCUGCCCUGUGGCCUCAAGCCAGAGUUGAGCAGGUUCACUUGACUUCUGCCUCAGUUCGCUACUACAAAGGACAUGUUGACCUACCUCACAGGGAUGUUGUGAGGAUUAAUAAAUGUUGGUAACCAUGCUUUGGAAAA